AUCCUGAUCUUACGAUAACUUCAUUUCAUAAGAAGUGUUCGCAGGUGUUGACAAGAUUAGGUACCAGUCGGUUCCCAACUAAAAACAGUUUUCUCUGAUAAUUUUUACCUGAUUGUUUUUAUUUGUACUCUUGCGUGGCUGCACAAAAGCAUAUCAAGCAUCUUCAUUCCUAUUAAAAUACAGUUACCUACCAUGAAUACGCCGCCAGUUAAAAAAUCAGACAAAAAGGAUGCUGAAAAUACUAGCUUAAAAAUGAAUGCAACUCAAAACAUAUGGAAUCAACUGAAGCUGUCAAAUCCUCUAUAUCAAGAAGUGGUUUCAACAUACACCAUACCAAUAACGUUUUGUGUACUUCCAGCGUAUAUCGAUGAAAUAUGGAUGUCAAUAAAAAACGAUCAAUCGGAAAUAUAUCAAAUGUACACAGAAGAUAGCUGUAGAGAUGUCUUGAAAAAGGUUAUGUUAAUAUUAGCAGAGGCAAAAGUAUGUUGUGCUCAAAGAACCAUUCCUUUAGAAAGACAUUUAGGUGAGCUCCCUCAAAAACAUCUGUACUUUCACGAAGAAUUACUCGAGUUGAAUUCUCUAGUUGAAGACUUACCUUACCCUCUUGCCGCUUAUCUAGAGUGCAUUGGCGUUUUCCCAGAAGGAAAUAGAACUUUGAUACCAGUGUUAGCUAAGUCGCAAGAUGGUCGUUUAGAAGAAUCUAGAUUAAUAUCUUAUGCUCCACGUUACAUGGAGACUUCAUGGCCUGAUAUCGAAAGAAAAUCGACGUCAGCUAUUCUUCAAGAUUUUCCAAGCAUCAUCUUCGACAAAAACGAUAGGUUGUCACCAUCCUUUUAUUCGUUUUGGUUCGUUUGUGAUAAAAUUUGUCUAUCCGAAAGUGAUAAGAGAAUAUUUCGAGGGAUUGCAUCGGAUUUUACUGGUUUGAAGACUCAAAUAAACCUUCUAAAUGGACGUGGAAACCUUUCUCAGAUCGUACAAACUCCAGAAUGGUCCAUCGAUAGCCCAAUUGAAUUUUAUUCAACGAUUAGCUGUUCUGAAUUUUAUCUGAAAUUAGGCGCAGCCUUUGGUUUCACUUACACCCAAAGCCGCAAAGUGCAACAGUCAAGAUAUUACUGUAAUGAUAUAACUGCCCACAGGAUAGCUGAAGUUACACCUACAAAUGUUAUAAAAUGUAUUUUGAAACAUUCAAAAAAAAUUGAAGCAUAGUUAACAAUCUGGAUGUCGAACUUUAAUUGUAAUUUGCUGUUAUUGUUAUUUUAUGUGAAUUAUUAAAGGCCUUUGUCCUAA
This is a messenger RNA of Harmonia axyridis, 1287 nucleotides long. RefSeq lists its product as uncharacterized. The coding region runs from base 193 to 1206 and encodes 337 amino acids. The record is from RefSeq and is a predicted model, not a curated record. NCBI's taxonomy places the organism in Eukaryota, Metazoa, Arthropoda, Insecta, Coleoptera, Coccinellidae. The transcript has 2 exons.